This is a messenger RNA of Melampsora larici-populina 98AG31, 2106 nucleotides long. RefSeq lists its product as uncharacterized. The record is from RefSeq and is a predicted model, not a curated record. Gene Ontology annotation, cellular component: mitochondrion. Gene Ontology annotation, biological process: carnitine metabolic process. The coding region runs from base 1 to 2106 and encodes 701 amino acids. NCBI's taxonomy places the organism in Eukaryota, Fungi, Basidiomycota, Pucciniomycetes, Pucciniales, Melampsoraceae. The transcript has 7 exons. Gene Ontology annotation, molecular function: carnitine O-acetyltransferase activity.
AUGGCCGAUUCAACGACAAGUUUACCUCUUUUACCAAUCCCACCACUCAAGGAUACUUGUUCACGUUACUUAGCAGCACUUCAACCACUUCAAUCUACCGAAGAACAUCAAAUCACAAAAUCAAUUGUCGCAAAGUUUUUAGAAACUGAUGGUCCUCUCUUACAUGAAAAAUUAUUAAAUUAUUCUUCAAAUCGUUCAUCUUAUAUUGAAGAGUUUUGGUAUGAAGCUUAUUUACAUCAUACCAAUUCAGUGGUCCUUAACUUGAACCCAUUCUUCAUUCUAGAAGAUGAUCCUACUCCAUCUAGAGGUAAUCAACUUACAAGAGCUGCAUCUUUAAUUUUAGCUUCACUUAGUUUUAUAGAUGAUUUACGUAACCAUCAACUUGAAGCUGAUUCGAUUCGUGGUACGAAACUUGAUAUGAGUCAAUACUCUAAAUUGUUUGGUACGGCUAGGAUUCCUACGUCUAAUGGUUGUCAAAUCAAAACCUUUAAUGAAAGUAAACAUGUGGUUAUCAUGAGACGUGGUCAAUUUUAUUGGUUUAAUGUAUUGGAUUCACAACAUAGACCAUGUUUAACUGAACGAGAUCUAUUGAACAAUCUACAUUCGAUCAUUCAAGAUGCCGAUCAACUUCCAACCUCUGAAGUAGCUGAAAGAUCAAUCGGACUCCUCACCACCGAAACCCGACCGAUCUGGGCUUCGAUCAGAUCCGAAUUAUUAAUGAAUUCGAAUCCGAAUUCAGAUUACUUAAAGAUCGUAGAUGAAUCACUCUUUAUAGUAUGUUUAGAUGAUAGUAAUCCGAUCACAGCCAAUGAGAUGUGUUCAAGUUUUUUAAGUGGAACGACUCAAUUAAAUCCUAAUGGAAAACAAAUCGGAACUUGUAACAAUCGAUGGUAUGAUAAAUUACAAUUAAUAAUUUGUAAGAAUGGAACAGCUGGAGUGAAUUUUGAACAUUCUUGUGUAGAUGGUCAUACAGUACUAAGAUUUAUAGGUGAUCUUUAUACCGAAUUGAUUUUAAGAUUUGCUUCUUCUAUCAAUUCGAAAUCUAAAACUUUAUUUAAAUCUAAGGUUUCUAAAGAAGAAAGAAUCGAAUGGAGACCUAAAAAAUUAAAUUGGAUCUUUUCUAAUGAAUUGAAAACCGCUCUUAGGUUUGCUGAAACUAGAUUGUCAGAUUUGAUUUGUCAGAAUGAAGUCAAAGCUUUAGAAUUUGAUGGGUUUGGUAAACAAUUCAUUGUUGCUCAUCAACUUUCACCUGAUGCAUUUGUACAAAUGGCAUUUCAAGUUUGUUAUUUUUCAUUAUACGGUAAAUUCGAAUCAACUUAUGAACCAGCCAUGACUAAAUCAUUUCAUCAUGGAAGAACCGAAGGGAUUAGAUCAGUCACACCUGAAUCUGUGAAAUUCGUCCAAAAGUUUUGUUCAGAUACAAGUAUAAGUGAAAAACUCAAAUCAUUAAAACUUGCAUGUGAAACUCAUAGUACAUUAAGUAAAAGAUGUGGAAAUGGAUUAGGACAAGAUCGAAUCUUAUAUGCAAUGUUUAUACUAUGUAAUGGAGAAGCCACGAUUUUUAAAGAUUCAGGGUAUGGUUUAUUAAAUCAUUCAAUCUUAAGUACAUCUAAUUGUGGAAAUCCUUCAUUAAGGUUUUUUGGAUUUGGUCCUGUAGUAGAUGAUGGAUUCGGAUUAGGUUAUAUUAUUAAAGAUCAUGGGAUUUCAUUCGUUGGAUCUUCUAAACAUAGACAAACUCAAAGGUUUUUAGAUUGUUUGAGAUCUUAUCUUUUAGAAAUUCAAAGAAUGUUAAGAAUCGAAUUUAAUGAAUCGAUCGAAUUGCCUGUCUUAGUUGGAGUUAGAGAUCAAUUUAGUCCGAUUCAAUCGAUUCAAUCGAGACAUUCUACUGAUUAUAAAUGGACAGAUCAUUGGGGUAGAAUUCAUAAAGGUAAUCAAACGAAAGAAGAAGAAAGGAAAGUCGAAGAUCAUGAGGUCUUGAGUGAAGGGUAUGGAUUCUUUGAUUUAGGUGAGAUUGAUUGGUUAGCUGAUCGAAAAAAUCCUAUUGAUCGUAAAGGUAAGAAGUUUAAUAAUCCACCAGAAUCUAUACUUGAAAGAGUCGAAGGAUGA